Messenger RNA from Arachis ipaensis, 656 nucleotides. Lineage: Eukaryota; Viridiplantae; Streptophyta; Magnoliopsida; Fabales; Fabaceae. The record is from RefSeq and is a predicted model, not a curated record.
AUGAUUGUGCCGCUAUUGUCAGAGAAACCCGAGGAGAGAGAGAGAGAUGACCCGAUGGGAGAGAAGGGGAAGACCACCCGCGACGCUGCCGGAGCUUCCAUGGCCGUCAGAAACUGCCACCUACCUCCGCCACUGCUAGGGUUCGCCGCCGGAGAGAUAGAGAGAUCUGAAGGUGUGCUGGGAACCCAACCACCGAGACUGGCCACCGAUCGCGUCACCGGCGCCGCCUCGGUCGGAACUGCCGCCAUCAGAAAAGGGUUCUGGUUGCCAGGAGUGGUUCUGCGACUCCCGGGACCAUCGCCGGAGCUUCUGGCUACUUCUGCCGUCGCCGGAAAAAUUGCCGUUGAUCCGCCGGAGCUUCUGGCCGCCGCCGGAGCUGUUGUCGGGCCGGUUCGAAAUCGCAGUUGCCUCAUUGUGUUGUUUCGUGUUGCUAUGGUUAUUGCGAAUGUGAUUGGAGCUGAGGUUUUGGUUGCCGUCAGUUCGGUUUCAGGAUAUGGGCGCAGAAGUCACGAAGAGUUUAUUUAGUUGUUGUUGAAAUGCUUUGUAUUGCUUUAGACUAUUAUCUGUACCCUCGCCUUUAUCUUGAGAUAUUCUGCAAGAGGGAUAGGAAUUUUAUUGGUUAAUGCUUGUAAUAUUAUAUAUGUAUAUGUAUAUAU